UAUUACUCAUGGAUAAUUUCUUUUCUUUUCCCGGGUUUUGUUGUUCAAUUGCACCCUUUUGUUGCCAAAUUUAUUUGAUUUCUUAAAUUUGGAAUUGUUUUGAUUAUGUAAUGUAACUGUUACAUAACACAGGCUCUUUAUAAUGGUUUUAUUGACGAGCUUUUCUCCUUUGACAUAUCAAAGUUUCGAAAUGUCUUUGCUAUAAACUAGAUUUCUACAUUUAAGGGUUACAACAGAAAAGCAUAACUGUGCAUGGCUAAACUGAAAGAAAAUAUUGCUUAGUAAUUGACUUGGAAAUCAUCUAAUGCAUUUUUCUUUGGUUUCGGUGAUGGUGGGAAUGAAGACACUGAGGCCUGCUGUAAUGGGAAAGAAGAUCACAGUCCUAACACUAUGGAUUAUUGCUCAACAUAUAACAGAUGUUGUAGGACAAACAACUCAUUACCUCCCAUGGUCUCCGGAAACCAACUUUCUUGAAUGGGACAAGAACAACACUAUAUACGUUAAUGACAGAAUAGUGUUUAAAUACGAGCCGAGCUAUACCCUUACUGAGGUGAAUUUCCGUGGAUACAUAAAUUGCAAUACUACAAACCCAAUUAGCAAUUAUGAGGAUGGUCUUACCCAGAUGGAGAUGACUCAAACUGGCACACGAUACUUCAUCAGCAGUGCAACUGGGAGCUGCAAUUUCAAGCACUUCUUCGUUGUGAAAUCUCGUGAUUUGCUCACGACUAGUCUUGUAGCUCAUAUGACCUUACAAGUUCCGCCUGCUCCAGCUCUGGCUCCAGUACCUUAUAUGAAUUCUGGUGGUGGUGGUGAUGGCAUAGCGAUUGUCAAUAUUGUUUGGAUUAUUAUUGGUGGCUUAAUGUUAGCAUAUUGAAAUGAGACAGAUUUGUUUUUGCGGCUGUUUUAUUUAUUUAUUUUUGUAUUAAAAUUGUUUUAAAGAUUCAUUUAGGGUUUUGGAUGUAAACGCUUGAAUAGAUGAUUAAAAUGUGAAUUUCAAUUU
Molecule: messenger RNA, 1000 nt
Organism: Pistacia vera
Lineage: Eukaryota; Viridiplantae; Streptophyta; Magnoliopsida; Sapindales; Anacardiaceae
Product: early nodulin-like protein 3
Exons: 2
Coding region: 305-874 (189 amino acids)
Cellular component (GO): plasma membrane
Molecular function (GO): electron transfer activity
Source: RefSeq, a predicted model, not a curated record